Molecule: messenger RNA, 498 nt
Organism: Electrophorus electricus (electric eel)
Lineage: Eukaryota; Metazoa; Chordata; Actinopteri; Gymnotiformes; Gymnotidae
Gene: cnrip1b
Product: cannabinoid receptor interacting protein 1b
Biological process (GO): negative regulation of signaling receptor activity
Cellular component (GO): plasma membrane
Molecular function (GO): type 1 cannabinoid receptor binding
Source: RefSeq, a predicted model, not a curated record
AUGGGUAACGUCCCGCAACUGAUUAAAAUUGGAAUUUCCUUGAAAACAACUACACACAAUUGAUCCGUAUUGUUCUAAACGGAUGGAACGACAUUUGACCAGAGCAGAGAAUUAUUGACCGAAAUUAAGUAUAGAAUUGACGUGGUCAUUAAACCUGGCGCCACUGAGGCUAUAUCCAUGACUGUUGGUGGGAUAACUUUUCCCUUGGACCAGCAGUCCAAAGACCCCACAUCAGUAAUAUAUUCAGGAGCAUAUGAGACUGAAGGAGUAGCUCACACCAAAAGAGAGGAGAGGCAACCUGUCCAAGUCAGCAUACAGAUAAGCAGGUGUAGUUUCAAUCAGGCUGGCCUAUUUGAGAAUGUGUGGCAGGUAAAAUUCUACAAUUGCAACAAGAGAGACCACUGCCAGUGAGGAAACAGCUUCUGCAGCAUUGAGUAUGAGUGUAAACCCAAUGAAACUUGUAGUUUGAUGUCCAUCAAUAAAGAACUGUUUUUGUGA